Dothidotthia symphoricarpi CBS 119687 is the source of this 669-nucleotide messenger RNA. RefSeq lists its product as uncharacterized. Lineage: Eukaryota; Fungi; Ascomycota; Dothideomycetes; Pleosporales; Dothidotthiaceae. The transcript has a single exon. The coding region runs from base 247 to 582 and encodes 111 amino acids. The record is from RefSeq and is a predicted model, not a curated record.
GGAGAGGCCAUGACAAACUGCAUGAACAUCUGCAGCUCCUGUAAUCUGGUGUUUGCACAGCUAGAUACUGGUAUACACACAGUGCGGUCUAGAAAUGGGUUUUGUAAUAUGAGCCUGACGUGAUUCAAGACACCGACUUUUGUAUUCCGGCGAAGACGGCCUGGUGUAGUGGCAAAUUCGGCCCACCCGUAUGCGCGUCAAAAUCAGGGUCUUGCAGUAGUGGCUUGGCACCCCAAUCACGGGGUGAUGGCGGCUCAAAGGCGCAGCCAAACAGAAGUCAGAGAGCGAGAAUGUACUUUAUGCCUUCCGCCAAAUAACAGGAGAGCAGGUGGUGUAACCCGAGAUCCUCAGCUUCAUUGCCUGCACGUCAUUGCUUUUGUCAUUGUUCAGCUUAUCGCGACCCUUCAAAGCAACCCAACAACCCCUGCAGGACAUUCAACGGCCCCUCAGCGCAGCAGCAACAUCGCAAGGUUCACCUGCAGCCUGCUUCACUGCUCCGACUCUGUGGGCGGUGACCUCGCACGUUGUCUGUCGCCUUCUGUCUGCGACGUGCGCCUGCCAAACAGAAAUAGGCCCGACUAGCUAGUAGUCGUCCGACAUUCACUGCCUGACGGCUGAAACGCUACACGCAAGGUACCACCUGCGUCCCACGAGACCAGAACGACAAAA